Molecule: messenger RNA, 2807 nt
Organism: Neomonachus schauinslandi (Hawaiian monk seal)
Lineage: Eukaryota; Metazoa; Chordata; Mammalia; Carnivora; Phocidae
Gene: LRIF1
Product: ligand dependent nuclear receptor interacting factor 1
Exons: 4
Coding region: 491-2779 (762 amino acids)
Biological process (GO): regulation of DNA-templated transcription
Molecular function (GO): nuclear retinoic acid receptor binding
Source: RefSeq, a predicted model, not a curated record
CAGCGAGCCAGUCACCUUGGCAACCGGACGUGACGAUCCCGGAAGCGGCUGACUGAGCUUUGCCCGGCUGGCGGCUUCGGUGGGCGGGGUCGGCCGAGCCCUUCUGGCACGGUCUUCUCCACGGACCCGGCACUGCUAGGGGCGGUGCCAGUAAGGCCACGCCUUCCGUGUUGACUCCGGAUGGCUCUGGAGCGAUGUCGUAGGACCGCGGGGGCGGAGACUCGGGCCGCUCCUCUCUGAGGCUAGGGCCGGAGCGGCGUCGUCAGGCGCUUUGAUUCUUCCGGUUUCUGGUGGCUGCGUCGCCUCUUUCCAAAGGCUGGGGCUACGCCCUCUCUAGACCCUGCUGUCGCCCUCCUUUCAGCAUCGAACCUGAGUUGCUCCGGGACACCUCCAGCCCAACAUUCUCUCGCUCAGGUUCUCGCCCUUUGGAGGACCUCGGCCCCCCAUUGCCCACUUUCCUGGAUGUGCUGGCCCCUCCCACCCCUCUAAAAUGUCCAAUAAUCUACAGAGGGUCUUCCUGAAACCCGCAGAGGAAAAGUCAGGCAACGCCUCGCAGUGUGUUUCAGGCUGCAUGUACCAAGUAGUUCAGACGAUUGGCUCGGAUGGAAAAAAUCUUCUGCAAUUACUUCCAAUUCCUAAUUCUUCUGGAAAUCUUAUACCGCUAGUUCAAUCUUCAGUCAUGUCUGAUGCUUUGAAAGGGAAUACAGGAAGCCCAGUUCAAGUUACUUUUCAGACUCAGAUUUCCAGCUCUUCCACAAGUGCAUCAGUUCAAUUGCCCAUUUUUCAGCCAGCCAGUUCUUCAAACUAUUUUCUUACAAGAACAGUAGAUACAGCAGAAAAAGUUAGAGUUACUUCUGUGGGAACUGAACAUUUUACCUCAUCAGUUUCUAAAGUUCAGAGUCAUGGUGUGAAAAUUGAUGGACUCACCAUGCAAACAUUUGCUGUUUCUCCCUCCUCAACACAAAAUGAUUCACCUUAUAUUUUAGUAAAUACUCAGAGUCUUCCAAUGACUGUGAAGUCUCCAGUUUUGCCUUCUGGGCAUCAUUUACAGAUUCCUGCCCAUGCUGAAGUGAAAUCUGUACCAGCGUCUUCAUUGCCUCCUUCAGUUCAGCAAAAGAUACUUGCAACUGCAACCACAAGUACCUCAGGAACAGUUGAGGCCUCCCAAAUACCAACCGUUAUUUACGUAUCUCCUGUAAAUACAGUGAAAAAUGUAGUUACCAAGAACUUUCAAAACAUUUACCCAAAACCUGUUACAGAAAUAGCAAAGCCAGUGAUACUAAAUACCACACAAAUUCCAAUGAAUGUUGCUAAAGAGACACAAUUAAAAGGUGGUCAGCAUUCUCAAGCUGCUCCUGUGAAAUGGAUUUUUCAAGAAAAUCUACAGCCUUGCACUCCAUCUCUUGUUCCUGUUAAGUCUUCAAAUAAUGUGGCUUCAAAGAUUUUAAAAACUUUUGUAGAUAGGAAAAGUUUGGGAGAUAAUACUAUAAAUAUGCCAUCAUUGAGUACUGUCAGUCCUAGUGGGACACAAUCCAAAAGUAUGCCUAUUAAAGAUAAUGCCUUGGUUAUGUUUAAUGGGAAAGUCUAUCUAUUGGCUAAAAAGGGGACAGAUGUUUUGCCAUCACAAAUUGACCAACAGAAUUCUGUUUCUCCUGAUAUUCCACCAAGAAAAGAUACAUCACAAAUAGUGAGUUCGAGUCCAGUCACAGAAAUAUCCAGAGAGGUUGUAAAUAUUGUUUUGGCUAAAAGUAAAUCUUACCAGAUGGAGACAAAAUCACUUUCAAAUACUCAGCCUGCUUCCAUGAUCAAUCUAAGGGCAGAGAAGAAUAAAAAAGUGGAGAAACCAUCUCUUUCUACCCCAAACCCACAUAAUAUGAAUCAAUCCAUUAACUACUUAAAACAGAGUAAGACUUUAUUCACAAAGCCAGACUUUCCAGAUGGAUUUAGUGCAGUACAAAAUGCCCCCAGAAAAGGAAAUAUCAUCCAGAGCAUAGAGAAAAUAAGUUCCUCUGUUGAUGCAACAACUUUUACUUCACAACAGUGUGUUUUCAGAGACCAAGAACCAAAGAUCCAGAAUGAGAUGGCAUCAACAUUAGAAAAAGUUACUCAAGAAAGAAAUGACAAGAACCAUUCCCAAGGAGGAAGCAAUAAGGCAUCAUAUCUGAAGAAUGAUGCAGAAUUUAAAAAGAUAUUUGGUCUCACUAAAGAUUUGAGAGUGUGCCUUACUCGGAUUCCUGAUCAUUUGGGCUCUGGAGAAGGUUUUGAUUCCUUUAGCAGUUUGGUGAAGAGUGAUACUUACAAAGAGACUGAGUUGAUAGUGAAGGAAGAAAAGAAAAAACAGGGUUUUGAUAAGAAAAGAAAAGCAAAAACCGUUAAGAAGAUGGAUCACACAAAGAAGAGAAAAACUGAGAGUGUUUAUAACACAGCUAUAAAUGGAGGAACUAAUGUCAACAAUUCCCAACUCGUCAACAGUAUUUUACCAACUUCAGAUGUAUCACGCCAUAACAUUCUCACAAGCCGCAACAAAACCAGAGAAGAAAAGAGAACUGAGGUUGAACGCUAUACCCCUGAGAACCAGGAAAAAGGCACAUUGAGUUCAAAUGCAGCUUUUGAACAAAGUCAUUCUUUUAAUAAAAAUUAUACUGAAGAUAUUUUCCCCAUGACACCACCAGAGUUAGAAGAAACCAUUCGAGAUGAAAAAAUAAGAAGACUUAAGCAGGUGCUGAGAGAGAAAGAAGCAGCUCUUGAAGAAAUGCGUAAGAAGAUGCACCAAAAAUAAUAAAAUGUUGCUAUACUUAAAGACUGCA